AUGUGGGAGUUCCGGUCCAUGUCUUUUUGGCGGGCUGUGUUUGCCGAGUUUUACGGCACCAUGUUCUUUGUGUUUUUUGGGCUGGGAGCCGCUCUCCGCUGGACCACCGGGCCACACAAUGUGCUUCAAGUGGCUUUCUGCUUUGGACUGGCAGCUGCCACGUUCAUCCAAUCCAUUGGCCACAUCAGCGGUGGCCACAUCAACCCGGCGGUCACUUUCGCAUACCUGAUUGGCUCCCAGAUGUCCCUGUUUCGUGCAUUCUUCUACAUCUGUGCUCAGUGCUUGGGUGCAUUGGCUGGCGCCGCUGUGCUUUAUGGGGUCACGCCAACCAAUAUGAGAGGAAACCUGGCCUUGAAUACGCUUCAGCCUGGCAUCAGUAUGGGAAUGGCCACAACCAUAGAAAUAUUCCUGACUCUGCAGCUUGUGGUUUGUGUGUUCGCUGUGACCGAUGAGAGGAGAAACGGGCGACUGGGGUCUGCUGCCCUGUCUAUUGGCUUUUCUGUGCUUGUGGGACACCUGCUGGGGAUGUAUUACACUGGAGCCGGAAUGAACCCCGCCAGGUCUUUUGCCCCUGCUGUGCUCUAUAGGAACUUCAUUAACCAUUGGGUGUAUUGGGUGGGCCCUAUGAUCGGUGCUGCCAUUGGAGCACUGCUCUAUGACUUCAUGCUGUUCCCACGCAUGCGGGGUCUGUCCGAGAGACUGGCUGUGCUCAAGGGAAACAAACCAACAGAGGCCGAAGCCCAGCAGGAGACCCGAGGAGAGCCCAUCGAGCUCAAAACACAAGCCUUAUAAACACUGCCAGGAAACUGUGGAUCCCUGAAGCGACGCAUACGUAUGAUCAUUUCACACACACAUACACACACACACACACACACACACUUCCAGAGGCAAAU
Molecule: messenger RNA, 893 nt
Organism: Danio aesculapii
Lineage: Eukaryota; Metazoa; Chordata; Actinopteri; Cypriniformes; Danionidae
Gene: mipa
Product: major intrinsic protein of lens fiber a
Exons: 4
Coding region: 1-792 (263 amino acids)
Biological process (GO): transmembrane transport
Cellular component (GO): plasma membrane
Molecular function (GO): water channel activity
Source: RefSeq, a predicted model, not a curated record